This is a messenger RNA of Carassius auratus (goldfish), 2731 nucleotides long. RefSeq names its product GRAM domain-containing protein 4-like. The transcript is spliced from 18 exons. NCBI's taxonomy places the organism in Eukaryota, Metazoa, Chordata, Actinopteri, Cypriniformes, Cyprinidae. The record is from RefSeq and is a predicted model, not a curated record. Bases 1 to 1518 code for a protein of 505 amino acids. Gene Ontology annotation, biological process: negative regulation of toll-like receptor 9 signaling pathway; apoptotic process.
AUGCGGUUGCUGUACCGGUCUGCUGUGGUGAAGAAGGAGCUGAGCUCUGGUUUCUCCCAAGAGGAGGAACUGCGGAAGCUACGAGAAGAAACCAAUGUGGAGACCCUUAAGCAGGAGUUGGAGAAAGAACACAGCAGAAGACUAGACCUGGAACAGAAGAUGAGUGAUAUGCUGAAGACUAGGUGUGAAGAUUCUCCACCUCAUCCUCCACGGAAGCAACAGCCACCUGCAGCUAAUGGCACAGACAAACAACAGAAAGAGACAGUGUGUUCGCGGCUGCAGAGCUGGCUGUAUGAUCAGUUUGGGGUUUAUAUCGAGGAUUUUCGCUUCCAGCCUGAGGAGAACACGGUUGAGGCUGAGGAGCCACUAAGUGCUAAAAGAUUAACAGAAAAUAUGCUACGACUUAAAUGGAGUGCCAGACCGGUGACAAAUUUCUUACGGAAUCUUUCUGCCUUAUCCAACUGGCACUCAGUAUAUACAUCAGCGAUUGCCUUCAUUAUUUAUAUGAAUGCAGCAUGGCAUGGCUGGGCUAUUCCUUUGUUUCUAUUCUUAGCCAUUCUGAGGUUGUCACUGAACUACCUCAUAGCCAGAGGAUGGAGAAUUCAGUGGAGUAUUGUGCCUGAGGUUUCUGAACCUGUGGAGCCUUCAAAGGAAGACCUAACUGUGUCUGAAAAGUUUCAGUUGGUUCUUGAUGUUGCACAAAAAGCACAAAAUCUUUUUGGUAAGAUGGCAGAUGUUUUGGAGAAAAUCAAAAAUUUGUUCAUGUGGGUUCAGCCUGAGAUCACUCAGAAAUUGUACAUCGCUCUGUGGGUGGCCUUCAUCUCCUCUUGCGUCCUGCCCUACAAGUUGAUGGGUUUCAUGAUCGGGCUUUAUGCAGGCAUCAAGUUCUUUAUUAUAGACUUCCUGUUUAAGAGCUGCCCAAAACUCAGAGACAAAUACGACACUCCACAUAUCAUGUGGAACAGCCUACCCACCGACCCUCAGCUGAAAGAACGCAGCAAUGCCACUGUGUCACGACGGAUCCAGCCGGUGGUUUCACGGAGUAGUUUAGCUACCAUCCCGGCCGGAGUGACCAGAGAGGAAGAGAGUAGCCGUUCACACAGCACAAAGAAAGGAGUAUUCCAUGAGGUCUUCAACCUACCUGAGAAUGAGAAACCUCUGCCUGUAUGUGAGAAUGGUUGGAGAUGCUGUCUGAUAAACAGAGACAGGAAGAUGCCGACUGACUACAUUCGCAAUGGGAUGCUCUAUGUCACUGAGAACUGCCUGUGUUUUGAGAGCUCCAGCACAAGAUCAGGAUCUUCAAAGAAGAACAAAGUCAUCAAACUGGUGGACAUCACAGACAUCCAGAAGUAUAAAGUUUUAUCAGUUCUGCCUGGGUCUGGAAUGGGCAUUUCUAUUGCCACUCCAUCAACACAGAAGCCACUGGUCUUUGGUGCCAUGGUACACAGAGAUGAGGCCUUUGACACAAUUUUUACCCAGUACAUGAAGAUCAUGACCACAGCCAACCCUGAGAUGUAACUCACCCUUUAUCCUGCUGGAGGAUAUCUCAUUUGGAUAAUAGUUUCCUGUCUAGUUAACUUCAAACGACUGUAAUUUGUACGAUUGUGGGCAUCUGAUGUGACUAGCAGGAGAUUCAGCGAGUGGACAUUCCAGUGAGGGUUUUUGCAUCUCAAAGCAGAGGCUUUUCCAACUUGAGGGAUGCGGGUGGCUUCGUAUUAUGCUUUUCAAAAAUGAGCAUACUGAUCAGUGUACAGACUUGUUUUUUGUACUUGUCUCUCAUUGAUUCAGAUUUCAUGUCUGGUUUUAUUGUUUUAUUGUCUGGAAGAUGUUACAGGAAGGAUGGUCUUUAACACUUUAGACAGCAUAAAAUAACUUAAUCAGUAUUUUUGUUUAAAAGACAAUUAACCACAAUUGUUAGGUAAAACAAAUCAAAAGCUAUAUUUAAGAUAUAUUUCAUUGAAAUUUCCUUCUCAUUUAAAUUUGCCUUUAAGCUAAAUUUUAAUAUUUUAAACCGGUAAAUAAGACAAAUAUACUGAUAAAUAUUUAAUGUAAUUUUGCAGUAAUUGCAUUUUAAGGUGUGUUAACACUUAUAAUGUUUUGCAGCAAAAAUUGACAGGAAAUCACUUUUAAUAAGAGUUUGAGCAAUAUCAGACAACAUAAAGUUAUAGUAUGUGUCUCAUGCUCUAUAUUUUAUCUUGACCUUCACUCUCAAAUUUAAUUUAUAUUUGUAGUCAGCAUAAUUUAUUUAUAUACUAUACAUAAAUUUUUUAUAUUCAGGUUAGUUCUAAAGUUAAACUUUGUGCACUUUGUUAUUUUGCAAUGGUCACUGUUCAAGUUGCCAGAAAUCUAAAACUUUCAUUGAAAAUGAAUGUAAAUUAUUUUUGUCACUGCAAAUGAGUGCAAAUAACCUUUAAGGCUGAUAAACAAAGCAUUUUUUUUACGUGUUUGCAUUGUUGCUGUGUGCGCAAAAACACACUUAAAACUCAUUUAAAUCUCACCUCUCAGAAAAGAGUGCUUCAUGUGUUUUUAGCAGAAUAUCUUCCCAAGUUUAACUUUGGGAAAGCGUAGUUUCAAAUUAUUUAAAAUGCCUUUCUUCUAAACUGUAAUGGCAGUCAGCAGAAUCACUAACACUAAUUAGAUAUGAAUGGUGUCAAACUCAGAAACGAACACUGGGUUGCACUUUAUUUUAUUUUACAAAGUGACUCUAAACUCAUCUUGAUGACAAUUUUUA